GGCAGGGGAGAGCUAGGUAGCUGCAGCUUUUAUGCUUCGUCUUUAGAGACCGCUCCCGGGAUCAGGAGAAUGAAGAAAGGGGGUCUCCUGAGUUGGGAAUUUUCUCCAUGUUUAGAGGAGUGGAGCAGAAGCCCUCUCUCUUAUUCCCCCACCCAAGAGGGCUGCGCUCUGCUCUCUAAGCAGCCUGGGUCAGGUAGACGCUCCGGGAUACAGUUCCGUGAGCAGGAGAUUGCGUAUCGCGGAGAUGGGGGAAGGCUUUGCUCAGGAAACCAAUCCCCUGAUUCACCUAAGUAACUGGAUGUGCAUAUGCUCCGUGACUAAGUGAAACACUGGGACUCUCAACUUGCUGUUCUCUGUGUUAACAGCACCAGCAAGUAGAUCGUGAUGGCAAAUUUCAAAGGUCAUGCUCUCCCAGGCAGCUUCUUCCUACUCUUUGGCCUCUGGUGGUCUGUGAAAUACCCCCUGAGGUACUUCAGCGAGAAGGUGAAUAAAAAGUCCCAUAGAAACCACUGUUGCCAACGCCUGGAUGUAAUUGAAGGAGUGGUCAAAAUCAUCUUUGCCCUAAUAGGAAUGCUGGCUGAGCAGUUUGUCCCCGAUGGCCCCCACUUGUAUCUCUAUAGUGGCGAGAAACGCAGCUGGAUGAAGUUGAUGAACUGGCAGCACACGACCAUGUACCUGUUCUAUGGACUCUCAGGUGUGGUGGAUGUGCUCACUUACUCGCCACUCAAGGUGCCCCUUGGACUGGAUCGUCUUAUGCUGUCGGUGGCUGUGUUUGUUGAAGGUUUUCUCUUUUAUUAUCACGUCCUUCACCGCCCCAUGCUAGAUAAGCACAUCCACUCCCUGCUGCUCAUCGCCGUGUUCGGUGGGGCCUUCAGCAUCCUGCUGGAAGUCUUCCUCCGUGACAACAUUGUCUUGGAGCUCUUCAGGGCUAGCCUCACCAUCCUGCAGGGAACCUGGUUCUGGCAGAUUGGGUUUGUGCUGUUCCCACCAUGGGGAGGCCCAGCCUGGGAUGAGGAUGACCAUGACAACAUCAUGUUUGUUACCAUGUGCUUCUUCUGGCACUACGCGACUGCUAUUCUCAUCAUGAUUGCCAACUACGCUCUCACUUACUGCUGCAUUCGAAGAUGUAAGAGAAACAAUGGAGAAAUAGAUAUUGGACUUGGGGUUCGGAAGCAGAAAAGUGACAAAAGCUCCCAUGUUGCCCUCUUAAAUGGAUCGGAUGAGGAAUGACGAUGGUGCACCUUGGCUGAUAUCUCUUAUUUCCUAAAGAUUAUGAGAAUCAAUUUUUUUUAAUCGGAGUAAUAUUUAUAUUGGAAUAUCAAGAAGGAAGAUCCUGCAAUUUUACUGCUGAACAGUAUGGACAGACUCAAGAUGUGAUCUCUGCUCUCCUUCUGUAAAUUCCCUGAAGCCCUUUGGAUCUGAAAUAUCCUACUUCUGAGCGAUUUCUUUAAUGGCAAAAUUUAAACGCAGAAAUUCUAAUGUCAGGACAGUUUGGCUUAUGGGAUCUCGGGUCUAUGCUGCUUCCAUAGUGAUGGACCAGAGCCUGCCAGGUACAUUUUCAGAGUGAAUGGGGGGCUGACCUGUGAUGAUCGAAGCUGGAGAAACCUCCAGACUGGGCUUCA
Dermochelys coriacea (leatherback sea turtle) is the source of this 1622-nucleotide messenger RNA. RefSeq names its product transmembrane protein 45B-like. The record is from RefSeq and is a predicted model, not a curated record. NCBI's taxonomy places the organism in Eukaryota, Metazoa, Chordata, Testudines, Dermochelyidae. Bases 385 to 1230 code for a protein of 281 amino acids. The transcript is spliced from 7 exons.